Molecule: messenger RNA, 3086 nt
Organism: Silurus meridionalis
Lineage: Eukaryota; Metazoa; Chordata; Actinopteri; Siluriformes; Siluridae
Gene: kcnj19b
Product: potassium inwardly rectifying channel subfamily J member 19b
Exons: 3
Coding region: 1474-2955 (493 amino acids)
Biological process (GO): regulation of monoatomic ion transmembrane transport; potassium ion import across plasma membrane
Cellular component (GO): plasma membrane
Molecular function (GO): G-protein activated inward rectifier potassium channel activity
Source: RefSeq, a predicted model, not a curated record
UACACAAUUACAUUUGUUAAACAUAUAGUAUACAACUAUUAUUAACUAUUUAUUUAUAAUACCCCAAAAUCUCAAUUUAUAGUCACUCAAAAAUGGAGGCUUUUUCCACCUUCAUUUUAGAAAGUUAUUAAUUUAAAAUUCAUUUAUUAAUUUAAAAUGUAUUAAAUAAAUCUAUAUUUUUGUGAAGCUGCAGUGACAAUGACCAUUGUUAAAAUCCAUAUACUAAUUAAAUGCAAUUGAUAUAAAAUUGGACUUGGACAGUGGUAAGAAACCCACAUGAGCAUCAGGAGCACAUGAGGAACUCAAAGUGGACUCUAACCUAAGAUCAGACUUCAAAGGUGGAAAACUUGGUCUAUAGAUUGGAUUCAACUUCAUUGCAUACGUUAUGGUACAAGGCCACGAAAUGCUGUUAGCAUCUAACCGGAAGUGCAUUGGCAGUAGUGUAAAAUAUUUACAUAUUUACAUAAGUGAAACAUUUCUAUGCAUGCGCAAAAUUAUAUGGACUGUGCAAAAAAAGAAGGCUAUUAAAUACAGUGUGCAACAUAUGCAACAUAAAGGUUAUUAUAGAGCAUUUUGAGUAUUAAAGUGUGUAUAAAGUAUAUGAUGAGCAUUAAAAAUGGUAUAUAAGUAGGAUAUAUAAUGUAUAUAAAUCUUCCAUAAAACAUCCAUAAGAACAUAUAUGUUAAUAAAACAUAUAGAUUGUUUCCAUCAGAUCAGAACAAAGCAUCAGUGUGUCAGUGUGGCAUUUACUCUACAAUCACCGGUGAUAAUGUAAUUAAAUUAUAAUUAAUGUUUAAUAUCUUUAAUGUAAAUGUAUUAAAAUGUGUAGCAUUCAUGUGACUUUUCCUGCAUUACACGCUAAUACUAAUACUGAUAUAACAUUUGGCUUGUAGAGCACAGACUGUUAAACAGCAGGUUGUUAAAGCGCAAGUGAUGGAGUGAGAUGUAACGCCUUCACUUUAUGGCGCUGUUUUUCCUCAGGCCACGCCCCCUACUCCCCUUCCCGUCCAAUCACAGAGCCGGGUUCAAACAACGAUGUAAAUUUGUGGAGCUCGCACCACGGGCACGCCGUCACCGAUCGCCGCAGUGUGUGUUUGUGUGUGUAGCGGGUCAGUGUGUGUAGUACGGCAGCGCAAUGGAGGUGCGCAAAGGACACACCGCAGCGCACUGGAACCGAGUCAGGGAAGAGAUGCAAUAAUAAUGGAAAGUACAUGAAGUAAUAAUAAUAUUAUUAAUAAAAGAAAGUAAGAAAGGAGCGCUUUGUUCAAGAAGAUGAUUCAGUGUAAAGUUGUGAACAGGAGCCCAAAUGUGCAGCUAAUUCAGCAUUUGUUCAUAUAAGCUUAGGAUUGAAAAACAAAGUCUGAAUUGCAGCUCGGAAUGAACCAGCAGCAUUGAGAGAGGUGCGUAAUGCGCAAGUAGCUUUACAGGUAAACUUCAGCUGUACUUCACAGAAACAUCAUUAAUAAAAGCACCAUGUCGGCCAUCAGAAGGAAAUUCGGUGAGGAAUACCAGGUUGUGAACACAACUCGAGCUGCGUCUUUCUCCGCGCCGGCCAAGCGCAAAAGGCAGCGCUUCGUGGAGAAGAACGGACGCUGCAACGUGCAGCACGGGAACCUGGGCGGCGAGACGAGCCGCUACCUCUCGGACCUGUUCACCACGCUGGUGGACCUGAAGUGGCGCUGGAAUCUGCUUAUCUUCCUGCUCACCUACACGGUGGCGUGGCUCGUCAUGGCUUCCAUGUGGUGGCUGAUCGCGUACGCACGUGGAGACCUCGGCCGUGGCCACGACCCCGACUACACGCCGUGCGUGGCCAACGUGUACAACUUCCCCUCCGCCUUCCUCUUCUUCAUCGAGACCGAGGCCACGAUCGGCUACGGGUAUCGCUACAUCACGGAGAAGUGCCCCGAGGGCAUCAUCCUGUUCCUGUUCCAGUCUCUGCUCGGUUCCAUCGUGGACGCCUUCCUCAUCGGCUGCAUGUUCAUCAAGAUGUCGCAGCCGAAGAAGCGCGCCGAGACGCUCAUGUUCAGCCAGGACGCCGUGAUCUCGCAGCGGGACGGAAAACUCUGCCUCAUGUUCCGCGUGGGGAACCUCAGGAACAGCCACAUGGUGUCGGCUCAGAUCAGGUGCAAGCUCAUCAAGUCUCGUCAGACACCUGAGGGGGAGUUUCUACCCUUGGACCAAAGAGAGCUGGACGUUGGGUUUGGGACGGGCGCCGACCAACUCUUCCUCGUCUCUCCUCUCACCAUCUGCCACGAGAUUACUCCCAAGAGCCCGUUCUUCGACCUCUCACAGCGCUCGCUCAUGAGCGAGCAGUUUGAGAUUGUUGUUAUCCUUGAAGGGAUAGUGGAAACCACAGGUAUGACAUGCCAGGCUCGGACAUCUUACACAGAGGAUGAGGUGUUAUGGGGGCACCGCUUUCUUCCUGUUAUGUCUCUUGAGGAAGGUUUUUUCCGAGUGGACUAUUCACAGUUCCACAGCACUUUCGAGGUGCCCACACCUCCUUACAGUGUUAAGGAACAGGAGGAAUCAUCUUGCCUGCCUUCCCCUGCUCCUCCUCUUACCCCGACUUCAGGAGAUCCACGAAGUCGCAGAGAGCGCAUCUUUUCCCUUGAUUUUGCCUCCAAUACCGAAGGAAUGGCUUCUAGGUUGCCCAGCAAACUCCAGCGUAUGAGCUCGAGAAAUGGCAAUGAAGCUGGUAAAGGCAGCAGUUCACAAGCAGCUGAAAAAACAUCUAACACAGGUGACCCCUUACGCUCAUCAGUCAGAUUGGAGGAGUCCAACAACCAGAUGAAAGCGGAGCCUCAUAUCCUGUCAGUAGGAGAACUGGAGCAUCACAGACUGUCUCUAAUGCCUACUUCUCUGACAGGGCCUAACCUCAACCAGUUGCCAGUGGCUGGCGGCCGGCCUGAGGACAGCCUACCCGAGAAGCUGCGCAGGAUGAAUGUGGAGCGCUGAGCUGACCAUGAGCUGAUACUGUGGACUUUUAACCAGAACAGACUGAUUAACUGAGGCUUUGGGAAGAGAAAGCUAGUUUUGAAACACAAAAUAUACAAACUUUACUAUACAAAAUAUAAACCUUAGCUGGA